Messenger RNA from Patiria miniata (bat star), 2363 nucleotides. RefSeq names its product proton-coupled folate transporter-like. Gene Ontology annotation, cellular component: plasma membrane. The transcript is spliced from 6 exons. The record is from RefSeq and is a predicted model, not a curated record. Gene Ontology annotation, molecular function: transmembrane transporter activity. Bases 293 to 1759 code for a protein of 488 amino acids. Gene Ontology annotation, biological process: transmembrane transport. NCBI's taxonomy places the organism in Eukaryota, Metazoa, Echinodermata, Asteroidea, Valvatida, Asterinidae.
AGUAGUAGGCCUACUACGCACCAGCGCACAACUGCAAAAAACACACUGCACACUAUUUUGUCUGCUCUAUGGUCUCCUUGAAUGGUUGGCUGCUGAGUGCACCAUACUGUUGCACAACUGACAUCCGUUCGAUCGCUUCGCUACAGAGAGUGCGGACACUGAGUCCGUGUAUAAGGCUACAUGUAACUUCCGGAUCGAUAAGGUAGGUAAAUUCAAUGUUGGAACUUGCAGGUCGGUGGUGGAAUUUAUAUGAAGGUUUUGGACUGAGUGGUAAGAGAUCCCCGGCGCAGACAUGACCGAGCCACCAUCUGAAGACUCACCCCUUCUUAAUCAAGAUGGCGUCCGAGGCAGAUCCGUGUGGACUUCAAUGGCGCUCUUCUUGGUCUUUCAGAUACUUAUCUUAAUCCCCGGUGAACUUGUCAUGGCAACGCUGGGGGUCCAAUUCGCGCGCUCUACGUUUGUUCGCCAGCGUAACUUCACCCUUCCCGUAGGAGGCAACGCUUGCGACUCCAGCAACAUAAGCCAAGAGCUGAACGACAUUCAGUCGGAAACAGCUCUGUUCUCGACGUACCAAAGCUUCCUGGUAGACCUCAUUCCUGUAGUAACCGGUCUGCCGCUAACCGCUGUGUCAGACUACACCGGCCGCCGGCCCAUCAUUCUCCUAAGAUGCCUUGGACCUUUAAUCAUGGCCACUGGCUUCCUUGUGGUAUCAUACUUUGAGCUGUCUGUUUACUACGCUCUCAUUGGAAGUGCUGUUUUCGGUAUCUCGGGUGGAUAUGUGCUUCUUAAUUCAGUCAGCCUGCUGUAUGUGACAGACAUUGUCUCGGCCAAGCAAAGAGGUGUGGCUUUAGCUACAAUCUACGGAACUCAGAACACUGUUAUGUAUCUAGCUCCAUUCAUCUUGAACAGUUUGCUGGGUGCGUUGUCUUCAUUCACCACCAUCUAUCUGAUCGUCACCUGCUUCGCACUGUUAGCUCUCCUCUGGAUGCUGCCUCCGGGCAUCAUUCGAGAAUCCGUGGAGAAGCGACCGGUAGAUCUUCGUGACCUGGCCGGCAGUGUUACCCGAGGCAUUCGUAACGUGUUCGCGAGUUCCACGGAGGGUCGAAGAUGGAGAAUUGUGCUGAUCUUUGUUUGCUAUGCAGUGAUUAGCUUUACGUUAUACGGCUUUCAGAACACGGUCGAUCUGUACGCUCUAGGAAAGCCUUUCUGUUGGACGCCAGCACAAGUCGGCGUUUACUCAUUAGUGUACGGAGUACCCAAUGCAGUAGUUGCACCCUUCAUUGUUUGGUUCCUGGAGCGUGUUCUUUCCGAUUACUGGGCGAUUUACUUGAGUGUGAUGUGCGGAGUGGCACAGUAUCUUCUGACAGCAGUGGCGACGACAAAUGCAGUCCUGGUCUACGGAGCAACCUGGGCUGGCCUGAUCUUCGGCAUUUCCCAACCUGUGUACGUCACUCUACUUACAAGGCUGGUCAACAAACACAGCCAUGGUGCUUUAUUCUCUGUGUUUACACUGGUCUAUUCCCUGGGAUCCGCUACUUCUCUCAUCGUGCAGAGCUACGCCUAUUCCUUGGCUGUUCUCUCCGGGCACGCCCGGGAUCUCUUCUUCGUCAUGGCGGGCCUUAUUGGGAUCACCUUCAUACCCACAGUAGUGUUGCACAUCUUGGAACCAAAAGAAGGAUUUGAAGCUGACUGUAAAAUAACCGGCAAAGGUGGACCGAAUGUACUCGAUGGUUCUACUCAACGAACAGAGAGAUGUUAAUCAUUUUUUUUUUUAAAUCAUCUUUUUUUGUUUUAUCUUAAUUACCGUAUGUUUUAUACUGACGGUACGGGAAGCAUUGUAUACAUCCUAUUGUAGAAGUAUAAGUAGAUAUUGGGCCAUUAUUUUGUCUCUAAAAACCAUUCCCGAAAAUAAUGUUUUAAUGGAUUUUACCGCCACAGAUAAAUAAUUGUAUUUGAGCGAAAUUAUUGAACACUCCCUCCACCUGGUCUUCCAUAAAUAUUUUUAAUUUUUAAAGGUACAAUGCGCGAUGCAACGAUUGAUACCAACGCUAAUGGUUUCAGAAAAGCUCCGUUAAUACUAACUGUGUUGAUUUUUUCCAUUGGAAACUCAUAACUAGCAGGGUGUUGCUUUAUAUAAAAAUAAUUGUUUGGGAUAUGAAAGUCUAUAUAAUUCCGGUGUGUUACGUCUUAACAAACAAGAGGACUAUGCACCUUUAUAAAAUUAUGGUUUGAACUAAAUGUAUAUGUUAUUUUAAAUUGUAUAAAUGAAAUCUUCAAUAUUAUCGACUGUCUAUAAAAUAAAAUAAAAUAAAUAACCAGAGGUGAAUCAAUCAAUAAAUAACCAACGAAUCAUUAUUAUCACA